Molecule: messenger RNA, 1113 nt
Organism: Cricetulus griseus (Chinese hamster)
Lineage: Eukaryota; Metazoa; Chordata; Mammalia; Rodentia; Cricetidae
Source: RefSeq, a predicted model, not a curated record
GUGGGGACCCAAACUCUGGAUGCAAUUAGAGAGUCUAACAGGUUGGGGACUAAAAAGAAUAAGAGAGUAACUUCGGGGUGAGUUUGACACCUGCACACUUCCCACCCACAGGAGCUGGAGUCUUGGGUACUCUGACUCUGAGCCUCUCCUGGGCAGCUCUUGGGGAUCCUUCCUGCUCCCUGUGUGGAACACUGCUCAGAAGGGAGGUCGUUCUACACCUGUAACUUCCUGCACCUCAGAGAGAGAUCAGCCACAGGACCCGAUCAGCCAGGACCGGAGCCUGUGGCCUGAAGCUGCCCUGUUCCCAGCUUCCUGUGGGAAGGCUCAUGACUCACCUUGGUCCAGCUGGGCCUGCCCAGGAGACGAUACAAGUAUGGAGCUGGGAUGGCUGAGCACACACAACUACAGCGGCAAUGUCUCAGUGGAGAGACAGAGAAAGCCUGAGAGCCACACACGGGAAGACCCAGGCCAGAGACACCGAGCAAGACCAAGGAAGCCAGGGACAGCCUCGAGGGCUCACCCGAAUCCCCAGAUCCUCACAGACCCCAGAGAGCAGCAUGAAGCCUGCUGGGGGCCGCCUGCUCCUGCUGCUGCUGCUGCUGGCCGCGGUGCUGACGGGAACCCGCGCUGCUCCUGUGCCCAGGCCGACCAGGCUCCCACCAGAUGCAAAGGACUGUCACAUAGCCCGGUUCAAGUCUCUGUCCCCUCAAGAGCGGGAGGCAUUCCUUAAGGCAACGGUUGCCAUAAUUCAGCCUGAGCCUGCAGCAGAGCCCAGGCCCCCAAGCCACCGCCUCUCCCGCUGGCUGCACCGGCUCCGGGAGGCCCAGGAGAAGGAGACCCCGGGCUGCCUGGAAAUCUCUGUCACUUCCAACCUCUUUCGCAUGCUCCUCCGGGACCUGCCGUGUGUGGCCCGUGGAGACCAGUGUGCCUGACUUUGGACUCUCCUGCCAGCUGCUGGAAUUCUUCCGUGUGCGGACUCACCAAGCCCCUGCCUUAAUUUAUAGCCACUCAUGACUUUUUAAAAAGUAUUUAUUGUGUGUGGGUCCUCAGACUCCACAAAAUGUCUAUUUUUCUACUUUUGGAAGCAUUUUAUAAAUACAGAGUGAGAAAAGA